CUCCUCGAAAGCAAAAUUUGACAGUCUUCAAAGUUUCUGCUUAUUUUUUUGCAUUGAAAAGAUAAAAAGUUAAUUAAUUUCAUUCAUAUAAGGAAAAUUAUUUAUUUUCCUUAAAUUAUAAUAACUCAAUAAGAUAAGCAUUAUUUCCUAACUGUUUAAUUAGUCUAAAAUAGUUAGUAAAAAUGGAUAGCAAAGGGCGAAAUGUAAUAGUUUGUGAUAAUGGAACCGGUUUUGUAAAAUGUGGCUAUGCUGGCAGUAACUUUCCAGCGCAUAUAUUUCCCUCAAUGGUUGGAAGGCCAAUAAUCAGAGCGGUCAACAAAAUUGGUGACAUUGAAGUCAAGGAUUUACAUGUCGAUGAUUUAAUGGUUGGAGAUGAAGCUUCGCAAUUAAGAUCAUUGUUGGAGGUAUCAUAUCCGAUGGAAAAUGGUGUUGUGCGCAACUGGGAAGAUAUGUGUCAUGUAUGGGACUACACAUUUGGUGAGAAAAAAAUGAACAUCGAUCCUACAAAUACAAAAAUUCUUCUCACUGAACCACCAAUGAAUCCAACAAAAAACCGAGAAAAAAUGAUUGAGGUCAUGUUUGAAAAAUAUGGAUUUGAUUCAACGUACAUUGCUAUCCAAGCGGUGCUCACGCUGUAUGCUCAAGGGUUAAUAUCUGGGGUGGUAAUCGAUUCUGGCGAUGGAGUAACGCAUAUUUGUCCGGUUUAUGAGGAAUUCGCUUUGCCACAUUUAACAAGGAGACUCGAUAUUGCUGGUCGAGAUAUUACCCGAUAUUUAAUAAAGUUACUCUUGCUGCGUGGAUAUGCAUUUAAUCAUUCAGCUGACUUCGAAACAGUUCGAAUGAUGAAGGAGAAACUCUGUUAUAUUGGCUAUGACAUUGAAAUGGAACAAAGACUUGCACUUGAAACAACUGUUUUAGUUGAAUCGUACACGCUUCCCGAUGGUCGAGUGAUAAAAGUCGGUGGUGAAAGAUUUGAAGCACCAGAAGCUUUAUUUCAGCCUCAUUUAAUCAACGUUGAAGGGCAAGGUAUUGCCGAACUAGUAUUUAAUACAAUCCAAGCUGCCGAUAUUGAUAUGCGACCAGAAUUGUACAAACACAUUGUCCUCUCUGGUGGUUCUACUAUGUAUCCAGGUCUUCCGAGUCGUUUAGAACGAGAAAUUAAGCAACUGUAUUUAGAGCGCGUUUUAAAAAAUGACAUAGACAAAUUAUCGAAAUUUAAAAUUCGUAUUGAAGAUCCGCCAAGACGAAAAGAUAUGGUUUUCAUUGGUGGAGCUGUUCUUGCUGAUGUUACAAAAGAUCGCGAUGCAUUCUGGAUGUCCAAACAAGAAUACCAAGAGCAAGGACUUAAAGUAUUACAAAAACUCACGAAAAGAACCCAAUAACGCGUGGCGCUUUGCUUUCAUGUAGUUGUCUUACUUUUAAGUUUAAAAACAAUUUUUAUAUUCCAUUAUUUGUUAUUUUAUAUUUUAACUGUCCGUAUUUACAUGCAUUAUAUUUUGUAACUCGUAAAACUUCUUACUAUUUAAAAUAACGAACAAAACAAAUUACGGCUUAGUUGUAUCUUUGAAAAAGAAUUAGGACAUUAUAAUUAUUUGUUAUUCUUUUUUUAACGAGGAGUAUAUGAAUUUUUAAUAUUAAAUGUAACGUGUAUAAUAAAAUUACAACUAAUUGUUGUUAGAUACUCUUUCACGAUACAUAAA
Molecule: messenger RNA, 1700 nt
Organism: Eupeodes corollae
Lineage: Eukaryota; Metazoa; Arthropoda; Insecta; Diptera; Syrphidae
Gene: Arp2
Product: actin-related protein 2
Exons: 8
Coding region: 183-1382 (399 amino acids)
Biological process (GO): Arp2/3 complex-mediated actin nucleation
Cellular component (GO): actin cortical patch; Arp2/3 protein complex
Molecular function (GO): actin filament binding
Source: RefSeq, a predicted model, not a curated record